GCCACUUCUCAUCUGAGGAUCUACUCAGCAUGCCUAAUAAACAAGAAGACUGCUAUUUUUUUUUCUAUUCUACAUGUACUAAAGGUGACAGCUGUCCAUUCCGUCACUGUGAAGCUGCAUUAGGAAGUGAAACAGUUUGCACAUUAUGGCAGGAAGGGCGCUGUUUUCGACAGGUGUGCAGGUUUCGGCACAUGAAUAUUGAUAAAAAACGCAGUGAGAUUCCUUGUUACUGGGAAAAUCAGCCAGUGGGAUGUCAGAAACUAAACUGUGCUUUUCAUCACAACAAAGGACGUUUUGUUGAUGGCCUUUUCCUACCUCCAAGCAAAACUGUGUUGCCCACUGUGCCUGAGUCUCCAGAAGAGGAAGUGAAGGCUAGCCAGCUCACAGUUCAACAGAGCAAAUUAUCUGUCCAGUCUAAUCCCUCUCCUCAACUGCGAAGUGUUAUGAAAGUGGAAAGUUCAGAAAAUGUUCCUAGCCCUACACAUCCACCAGUGGUAAUCAAUGCUGCAGAUGAUGAUGAAGAUGAUGAUGAUCAGUGUUCUGAGGAAGGUGAUGAAACCAAAACACCUACCCUGCAACCAACUCCUGAAGUUCAUAAUGGAUUACGAGUGGCUUCUGCCCGGAAACCUGGGGUCAAUUUAAAACAAGGUGAAUGUUUGAAUUUUGGGAUAAAAACUCUUGAAGAAAUUAAAUCAAAGAAAAUGAAGGAAAAAUCAAAGAAGCAAGGUGAAGGUUCUUCGGGAGUUUCCAGUCCUUUACUCCAACCACAGCCCAUUCCAGGUCCUGAAAAAGAGAAUGUCCGGACUGUGGUGAGGACAGUAACUCUGUCCAACAAACAAGGAGAAGAACCUUUGGUAGGAUUGAGUCUAACCGAGAAACUGGGGAAACGAAAAUUUUCAGGAGGUUGCGACCGUGAGCCUACAUUAAAGCAUAGCCUUGCACAAAGGCUAGGGAAGAAAGUUGAAGCUCCAGAGACUAACACUGACACACCACCAAAGAAAGUUCAAGUUUCCAAGUCUCUGAAGGAGCGAUUAGGCAUGUCAGCUGGUCUCAACAAUGAGGAGGCAGCAGAGAGAGUUACUAAAGUUGGUGAGAUCCACGUGAAGACAUUAGAAGAAAUUCGUCGCGAAAGAGCCAGUCGAAAACGUGGAGAAUUGCAAACUAAACUCAAGACAGAAGGACCUUCAAAAGUUGAUGAUUCUACAACAGGAACAAGAACCUCCUCCACUAUCCGAAUCAAAACGUUCUCUGAGGUCUUGGCUGAAAAGAAACACCGGCAGCAGGAAGCAGAGAGACAAAAAACCAAAAAGGACGUAACCUGCAUCAAGCUAAAGACUGAAUAUGAAAUUAAAAAACCAGUGGUUUUGCCACGUGUAGUAGCCGGCAGAGGACAGUCAGAGGAACCUGCAGGUAGAGCGAAGUCUUUGCAGGAAGUGCAUGUCAAGACGCUGGAGGAAAUUAAACUGGAGAAGGCUCUGAGGGUGCAGCAGAGUUCUAAGAGCAGCACCAGCUCCCAGCCUCAGCCUGAGGCCACCCCAGGGGCAAGACGGCUUCUCCCGAUCACUACAAAAACAGGUAUAAAAGAAAAGAGGAAACUUGAAGAAAGUGUUGUUGCUUCUCAGAUCAGUGUUACUAGAACAGAGCCUAAAGAGACUUCAGAUGAGACCACAGCAAUUGAAAUCAGUAUAAUUCAAGCCAAGAGACGUGAGACAGUGAGAGAAAAGCAUGUGCAGAAACUGUCGGAGAAGGGAACCUCACAGAAGGAAAAAUCAGUUUUGACACUCCUUCCGGGAGAUUUAGACACUUGCAGUACCCAGUUAGCAGAGAAACCAGUGCUCGCUACCGUGCCAGACAUCACACAGCUCCUGACUAAAUGGCCUCCUUCAAAGUUAUCCCAGAAGACAGAGGUAGAAACCUCAGGGAUUGGGCACUCAAAACGGAAUGUGAAAGGUGCAACACAGACCUUGGAAAAAAGGGGCAAAGCUAAAACUAAAGUGAAUGUGAAGCCAUCUGUGGUUCAAGUUGUCUCAUCACCCAGAGUGGCCCCAAAACGCAAGGCAGUGGAGGUCCACUCUUCUGUCACUGCAGCUGUGAAAAUACUCACCUCCAGCAGCGUCCUGCAGGAAAGCCCAGCCAAAAAAGCAGCUAUGGGUGUUGUCCCACUUCUCUCUGAAGACAAAUCAGUCACUGUGCCUGAGACAGAAAAACCUAGAGACAGUUUUGUGCUGCCUCCAACCCAGUGCUCUUCAGAUCCUUCCCCACCAGAAGUAUCUGGCCCUUCUUCAUCCCAGGUGGCCGCAAAAACUCGCCGACUCAGCGCUGCCUCAACAGGAAAGCCACCAUUCCCUAUGGAGGAUGAUUUUGAGAAAUUAAUAUGGGAGAUUUCAGGAGGCAAAUUAGAAGCUGAGAUUGACCUGGAUCCUGGGAAGGAUGAAGAUGACCUUCUGCUUGAGCUAUCAGAAAUGAUUGAUAGCUGAAGGUGGUAGUAGAACAUUUAAAACAAAAACACACAAAAAAGACUCACCAAAAACUGGACUUUGUUUCAUCUAUUAUAACAUUUA
This is a messenger RNA of Mesoplodon densirostris (Blainville's beaked whale), 2561 nucleotides long. It is a transcript of the gene ZC3H11A, whose product is annotated as zinc finger CCCH-type containing 11A. NCBI's taxonomy places the organism in Eukaryota, Metazoa, Chordata, Mammalia, Artiodactyla, Ziphiidae. Bases 30 to 2477 code for a protein of 815 amino acids. The record is from RefSeq and is a predicted model, not a curated record. The transcript is spliced from 16 exons. Gene Ontology annotation, molecular function: metal ion binding.